AUGAGUAUCGUCGGCAACGACCCUAACGCGCGUGAUCUCCUCGAGAAACAAUCUCUCCUCGAUCUUCUCUCUAACCACCUCGUCCUCCAACACACCGCCCCUUACCUUUCGGCCCGAGAUAGGCUUGCCCUCGGUGCCACUUGCAGGGAUUUUCAUCAACUCGUCAACCUUUCUCAUGGCGUCUUUCGCUACCUCGACUUAACCCGAGUCACCACUGCUCAGUUUGACAUUGCUCCCGUCGACAACGGUGGCGAAGUCUGGCGUAAUGUCCAGGUUGACGAAAAUGUCACUGAAGAUGAGUUCUAUUCCGGUCCUCUUCGAGGCAUCUUUUCUACCCUCGAGCGCCGUCACAUCCUGAGAGAUGUCCAGACCCUCGUGCUAGAUGGUCUGUCCGUGACGGCUGAUCUCUGCCGUGAGAUUAUCUCUGAUUCUAAAUUCAACGUGCGCAUCCUGUCCAUCCGUGGAGUGAAAAACCUCAACGAGCGACUCUUGAGGGGGGCCCUGAAAUAUGCGUGCCGCCCGGACCGCCCAGCCGGCAUGCCGAAACUUCGAGGCCUGUACAUCUUCACGGAGAAGUCGCCCAUCGUCGAGAUCACCGAUGCUACCGCCACUUCCCCAGCAGAGCAACGCGGAGAAACCCCCAGCUCAUGUUGCAAGGAGGCCUGCGUCGACACGGGCGAUCUCUGGUACCAUAAGAAGGGCAAGGUCAUCCAGCAUGCUGUCCCUCAGGAAUGGGCUGAAACGCUCAUCGACUGUCAGGGCGUCAUUGCUUUCGAUGCCCCUCUGUGUACCGGGCCUUGCCACAUGAACUCGCCUGCCUAUGAAAGUAUUGUUCCCGGCGUUGCUCCAGCGGUUCCUCGGUGGUCAGUCGCCACAUUCGCGCUGUCCGGAUGUGCCGGCUGCGGGUCUGCGCCCGAGGGAAUGACGACCUUCGACACGGCCGCUGACAGGACCUCUCUGCCGCUACUUCCCGACGCGCCUUUGCUCUCGUCGUCUCUCACUGCUGCCACUUACCCGACAGCCUCGACCUGCGGAACGACUCCUUCCUUCAUCGCCCGGUGCACCACAUGCCUCAACGACCGCCACUGCCGCACUUGCAACAAGUGGUGGUGUGAGCGGUGCUACACUCCGCCCCUGCCGGGCCUUCACGUCCCAGUCUCGGCCGAUGAGUCUCAGGCUUCUAUCAAAAAGGUUCAACGGAGCUGCUUCGAAUGUGGAUUCAACUGCAAUGAUUGCGUCCGCCGUACUCAGAGACGAUGCACGGCGUGCGGUGGAGGAUACUGCAUCACGCACCAUGAAGGCUCCAGCCCGACUCUUUGCGAUUGGUGUUCCACCCGACGGCGCCAAAUGGCCGCCAACCGGGCGGCCAACCCACAGCGCCCGGUGCCCCAGCAAUUCCCUGCCUGCAAGACCAAGAGCAAACAGGCGUGGCUCAGCUGGAUGCGCAAUCAAAACUCUAUCGUUGAGCGUCGGGCGCGAGAGCGAACCUUUCCUCGCGAGGGACUGAGAUGUCUUGCCGCGAGGAGCUGA
Scedosporium apiospermum is the source of this 1530-nucleotide messenger RNA. RefSeq lists its product as uncharacterized. NCBI's taxonomy places the organism in Eukaryota, Fungi, Ascomycota, Sordariomycetes, Microascales, Microascaceae. The transcript is spliced from 6 exons. The coding region runs from base 1 to 1530 and encodes 509 amino acids. The record is from RefSeq and is a predicted model, not a curated record.